AUGUCUCAAACGAGGAUUGCGAUUCACGGUCUAGGUGGUGUGGGGAAGACUCAGAUCGCCAUCGAAUAUGCAUACUGGCUUCACAAGGAGCAUCCAGAAGUCUCUAUGUUCUGGGUCCAUGCCAGCGAUUCCGUACGAUUCCACCAAGCGCUGUCCCAAAUCGCGUCAGAAUGCCAGGUUCCAGGAAGGGAAGGUGGAGGUGACGUAUCAAAACUGGUGAAGGACUGGCUUGAAAGAAAGGACUGCCGACCAUGGCUCAUGAUAAUUGACAACGCCGACGACGCAGAAAUAUUCUUUGGAUACAACAGAGAAGGAUCUCAGAGCUCCACGGCCAUCCGUCGGAACGCACAUGCCGCUUACCUUGGAAGUUACAUUCCCGAAUGCUCACAUGGAGCUGUCCUUGUAACAACUAGGAACAAACAGGUUGGAGUCGACUUGACGAGGAGCCCUGGGGUGAUUGAAGUGGAGAUGAUGAACCAGGCAGAGGCCAUCAGCCUUGUACGAACAAGGCUGGGAGAUGACCACCAGGACAAUGAGUUGAUGGCUGAUCUUGUGAACGAGCUGGAAAAGAUCCCUCUUGCGCUGGCACAGGCCGCUGCGUUCAUUCAAAAAAACUCAUCUUCCAUAGCGGAAUACCUCGAAAUUCUGAAAGAAAAUGACAAUGCGCGAGUGGAGCUAUUAAGCCAGCCAUUCCAAGCGUUGGGAAGAGACACAGAGGUCUCACACGCAGUAACAGCCACUUGGAUGGUCUCCUUCAAACAGAUCCGGGACCAAAAUCCGCAUGCGAGUAAUCUCCUGUCACUCAUGGCUUUUUUCAAUCGACAGGACAUCCCUAAGGCAUAUCUCUCUGACCGAGGAGAAAGCACAUUAAAUACGGAAAAUGGACUGGGUAUCCUCAAAGCUUUCUCUCUUAUCACUGCAGGCAAAGGGACUCAGAGUUUCGACAUGCAUCGCUUGGUCCAGCUGGUAGUGCGGAAAUGGCUGCUGACUGAGGAUGAAGAUCAACGAUGGGCGGAGACAGCGCUACGGAUAGUGUCCCGUCUGUACCCAAGUGCAUUGUUGUACGGGAAUUGGGAAACUUGUGCCGCCUAUCUGCCGCAUGUUUACACUAUCCUUAGUUUCGCAGAGCUUUCUGAGGAAGCAGAAGACGACAGGGUGUGUCUUCUUCACGAGACAGCAGGAUAUCUCUCCAGGCAAGGACAACUAAGGCAAGCUGAAGAGUUCAACAUGCAAGUAGUAGAGGCGAGGAAGAGGGUGCUAGGUUCUGAGCAUCUAGACACGCUUAUAAGCAUGAAUAACCUAGCGGUAAUAUACGCAGAUCAAGGACGGUUGCAAGAGGCAGAAGAGCUAAACGUGCAAGUGGUAGAGGCAAGGAAGAGGGUGCUAGGUGCUAAGCAUCCAAAAACGCUUACGAGCAUGAACAACCUAGCGUUAAUAUAUAGGGAUCAAGGACGGUUGCAAGAGGCAGAAGAGCUAGGGGUGCAAGUGGCGGAGGCAAGUAAGAGGGUGCUAGGUGCUGAACAUCCAGACACGCUUAUAAGCAUGAGCCUCCUAGCGUCAACAUAUCAGGACCAAGGACGGUUGAAAGAGGCAGAAGAGCUAAGGGUGCAAGUGGUAGAGGCGAGCAAAAGGGUGCUCGGUGCUGAGCAUCCAGACACGCUUAUAAGCAUAAGCAAUUUAGCAUGGGUAUACUGGGAUCAGGGGCGGUCAGAGGAGGCUACAGUUCUGCUGUCAGACGCUGUCGAGCUUUCGCGCGUAUCUCUCGGUCCUGAUCAUCCUAAGACUCAGAAGCGUCAGGCAUGGCUAGCGGAUUGGCAGCGCGAAUCUUUGGAGAAGUCUUCGGAAAGAUCUCCGUACAUGGGACGGUGGGGUUUUAACGAGUCUGCAUCUGAAGGCGCUGUGGUUCAGGGAUCAUGA
Molecule: messenger RNA, 1917 nt
Organism: Coniosporium apollinis CBS 100218
Lineage: Eukaryota; Fungi; Ascomycota; Dothideomycetes
Exons: 2
Coding region: 1-1917 (638 amino acids)
Molecular function (GO): protein binding
Source: RefSeq, a predicted model, not a curated record